AUGCCUCGAGAGCUAGUAACUCUACAAAUAGGUCAAUGUGGUAAUCAAAUAGGCAUGGAGUUUUGGAAACAAUUAUGCAUAGAGCAUGGCCUAGGAGUUGAUGGUACAGUUGAAAAGAAUAUUGAGACUGUCGAUGAUAGAAAGGAUGUAUUUUUUUAUUUGGCAGAUGAUAGUCACUAUGUACCCAGAGCCUUAUUAUUUGACUUAGAACCUAGAGUUCUAAAUAGUAUUAAAUCUAGUGAAUUUAAGCAUUUGUAUAAUCCAGAAAAUUUUUAUAUUGGUAAAGAAGGAGGUGGAGCAGGGAACAAUUGGGGUUGCGGCUAUGAUGAGGGUGAAACUAUGUAUGAUGAAAUUUUAGACAUGCUUGAUCGUGAAGUUGAUGGUUGUGAUAGUAUGGAGGGAUUUAUAUUUUGCCACUCAAUAGCAGGAGGCACAGGAAGUGGUAUGGGUUCUUAUAUGCUAGAACUUUUAAAUGAGCACUAUCCUAGAAAACUAAUUAAGACAUUUUCAGUAUUCCCAAUGCUGACAAAUGAAAGCUCCGAUGUUGUGGUACAGCCUUAUAACUCUGUUUUAACACUAAAGAGAUUGGCACUAAAUGCAGACUGUGUAGUUGUUUUGGAUAACACAGCUUUAAAUGGUAUUGCUGUUGAUAGGCUUAAACUGAAUAACCCUACAUUUGCUCAAACAAAUGCUUUAGUCAGUACUGUGAUGGCUGCUUCAACCACUACUUUAAGAUAUCCAAGUUAUAUGCAUAAUAACCUUGUAUCACUUAUAGCAGCUCUUGUCCCAACUCCUCGGUGUCACUUUCUAGUUACAUCUUAUACUCCAAUAACAAUUAGUCAAAAUAUACAACAAGCUGUAAGGAAAACAACAACACUUGAUGUAAUGCGAAGACUCUUGCAGCCAAACAACAUUAUGGUGAGUACAAAUAUGCGUAAAGGCACAUAUAUCUCAAUCUUGAACAUAAUUAGAGGGGAAACUGACCCUUUGGAAGUUCAUAAAAGUCUUCAGCGUAUUCGAGAUAGAAAUAUGGUCAAAUUUAUUCAGUGGGGCCCAGCUGCAAUUCAAGUGGCUCUUUCUAAAUAUAAUCCAUAUGGAAAUCAACACAAGGUAAAUGGUUUGAUGAUGGCUAAUAAUACUGCAAUUGCAGCAUUAUUUCAGCGUUGUGUGGCUCAAUUUGAUCGUCUCAUGAAACGUGGUGCUUUUCUUGAAAACUAUAAGAAGCAAAGUGUAUUUCAAGAUGGUCUUGAAGAGUUUGAAAAUUCUAGAGAGGUUACUGAAAUGUUAAUAGAUGAAUACAAAAGAGCUGAAAGGGAUGACUAUAUAUUAGCUGGCUAUGGAAUUGAACAGGAUCAACAUAACUUUGACAAAUUCCAAAGUAGUCACGAACCUUCAUAUACUAGUCAAUCCCCAUCAAUUUUUAGUAGUGAAAACACAAAUAGCUUUAACUUUCCCAGAAUUUAA
This is a messenger RNA of Cryptosporidium muris RN66, 1464 nucleotides long. Its product is annotated as gamma tubulin, putative. The record is from RefSeq and is a predicted model, not a curated record. The transcript has a single exon. Gene Ontology annotation, biological process: mitotic spindle organization; microtubule nucleation; meiotic spindle organization. Gene Ontology annotation, molecular function: structural constituent of cytoskeleton; GTP binding. Lineage: Eukaryota; Apicomplexa; Conoidasida; Eucoccidiorida; Cryptosporidiidae. Bases 1 to 1464 code for a protein of 487 amino acids. Gene Ontology annotation, cellular component: spindle; centrosome; microtubule.